AUGUCUUUGAACAAAGCCUGGGAGGCAGCCUCCGCAACACCUUUCUCACCUAUCGUUUCUAAGGACAGCCAGUUUACUGUCGGCUUCAACUUACUGCUUCUCGGUAAGGAUAGCUCACCAUCACUUCAAACGAAGUAUAUCUAUCUAACCUUCUCUAUGACAGCAAUUAUCUUCACUGGACUUUUUGGCCUGAACCGGUCUUUUCUGAGUGUCGCGUCUCUGGGUGUCCCAGCUUCAUUACUGUUUGGUUUUGGCGCUGUUUUCACUAUCUGCGCUGCCGGAGUUUAUGUUUAA
Messenger RNA from Penicillium macrosclerotiorum, 294 nucleotides. RefSeq names its product OST5 family protein. The transcript is spliced from 3 exons. The record is from RefSeq and is a predicted model, not a curated record. Lineage: Eukaryota; Fungi; Ascomycota; Eurotiomycetes; Eurotiales; Aspergillaceae. The coding region runs from base 1 to 294 and encodes 97 amino acids. Gene Ontology annotation, biological process: protein N-linked glycosylation.